This is a messenger RNA of Heteronotia binoei (common prickly gecko), 2865 nucleotides long. RefSeq names its product ubiquitin conjugating enzyme E2 W (gene UBE2W). The transcript has 6 exons. Bases 99 to 554 code for a protein of 151 amino acids. The record is from RefSeq and is a predicted model, not a curated record. Lineage: Eukaryota; Metazoa; Chordata; Lepidosauria; Squamata; Gekkonidae.
AGAAGAGGGAGGGGUGCCGGCGCCGCCGCCGCUCUGCGUCUCUCCCGGUCCCGGCCGGCGGCUCACCAGAGGAGGGCGGGAGGGAGGGCGGAUCCAUCAUGGCGUCUAUGCAGAAGAGGCUACAGAAAGAGCUAUUGGCUUUACAGAAUGACCCACCUCCAGGAAUGACCUUGAAUGAAAAGAGCGUACAAAAUUCAAUUACACAGUGGAUUGUAGACAUGGAAGGUGCUCCUGGAACAUUAUAUGAAGGGGAGAAAUUUCAGCUGCUGUUUAAAUUCAGUAGUCGAUAUCCAUUUGACUCUCCUCAGGUCAUGUUUACUGGUGAAAAUAUUCCUGUUCACCCUCAUGUUUAUAGCAACGGGCAUAUCUGUCUGUCUAUUCUAACAGAAGACUGGUCUCCAGCUCUUUCAGUGCAAUCAGUUUGUCUUAGCAUUAUUAGCAUGCUUUCCAGCUGCAAAGAAAAGAGACGACCACCAGAUAAUUCAUUUUAUGUAAGAACAUGUAACAAGAAUCCAAAGAAAACUAAAUGGUGGUAUCAUGAUGACACUUGUUGAUGCCACCAUUUUGAAAUUCACCUAACAGAAGAUAGUCCUACUGAGAAAAUGAGCACUUUGAUCAUUCAGUCUUUGAACUUUAACCUCUGACUGGAAGUGACAAUAGGCAAUGAAGACUACUUCCUCUGACUGCAUUUUUACUAGUGUGCAUUCUGGGCGCAUGUUGAUCGCUGGUUCAAUCCAUGCUACUGACAUGCUUUUCUUAGUCGUACAGUAUUAAUGCAGGUGUUGGGAAAUAUCAGAAUUCCAUUUUUUAAAAUAAACUUUUGGAAGAAUUUUAGGUCUUCGUGUAUUGUGCAAUAAUAUGAUUCUUGACGGUGUUGGUAUAUCCACUGCCGGCAAAAGAUUGUAUCAGGAAACUUAUAACCUGCCACAAGAAAAGGUAGAUGCAUGAUAGGGCCUAUGAAAAGAUUUAAGUAUAUUGAGAUUAAGUAACCUAUCAUUUUGAAAGCCACCUAAUUGUUUAAAUUUGGAUUCUAUGCACUGUGAUCAUAAGACUAGCAGCGUGAAUUAAAACAUGCUUAGCUGAAGGACUAAUAAGAUCAUUGCAUAUUUAUUGAACUGUCAGUAUUUUGACAUGGAAUAUUUUCAAGUUAUAUCAGCAGAGAGGUACGUACUAUGAUAUCCCUGUGGUGAAAUAGAUACCUUUUGUUUGUAUACUAUAUUUCUGAAGGAAAGGUAGGAAUAAAAUAAGGUAGGAAUGAUUUAAUCAAGGCAAACUUUGUUCUGGAAAUGGGAACAGAUGGUAGUGAUGAUACUGAAUUUGCUGCAGUCCUUGAAGGGGCUUGUUAAUAUGUACACUAGAGCUAUUUUCCAAGUAGAUUGCACAUUGUUACUUCCCAGUAGCCUUCAGCAUGAGCCCUGUUGCCUACACAAUAUUUCAUUUAUUUAUAUGUUUGGACUUUUUUUUGUUUUGAGUUCAUGGUUACUUUUGUGUUGUAUGUCACAUUUGAAUGUUACAAAACAAUAUUUUCACUGAAAAGCUGUCAGAAGAUAUUUUCUUGUAAACUAUUUCUUUACCUUGUAAACGUUAUCUUGUCUUUUAAUCCUGUAUUAUAAAGGAAAAAAUACAUUUUGGACAGAGAUGAACUGUUUUGACAAAAAGGUGUGGAUCUUUUUAUUUAAGUUUAGACAAAAGUAUAUUUUUCUUACCUUGCUUGUCCCAUACAGCCAUAGCAAUUUUCCAGGUUUUUUCUUCAAGUAUCUGACUACAACUAGAUUUACCUUUUUUAUAUAGAAAAACAAUUGUUAAAUAGUGAAUUAUUCUUCACCUCUGUAAUUUUAUGAUACUACAUAUAGGCUGUCUUUUAUAAGCACUGAUGUCUUUUAUAAACUUACUACCUUACACUUAUGCAAACUUUCUAUUUCAGUGCUCUUUUUAAUGAUGCCUUACUGUUGCACAAACAAAAAAAAUCAAACCUAAUAGUUAAUAAAUGAAUGUCUGAACUGAAUAAAACUUACUUGAUUUUUAAAGUAAGAACCAGAUCAGCAAAGUUCAGCCUAUCAGAGUUGGCUGAAGAUAAUUCUAGUGGUUUUUUAAACUGCUGUGUAGUAACUUGCAAAUUUUAUAGAUAUGUACAUACUACUAUACUUUGCAACUAUCUAAAACACAAUUGAUAAGCUCAGGGGUGGGUAGAAAUGAAAUGGAGAUAUAACGGUGUUCAUUGGUGGCACUGAAUUACACGCUAUCGAUGCAGUGUGUUGUUUUAAACAAGAAACUCUUACUUUUUCUGUUUUGAGGAAAUCUUUACUGCCCUCUUAAAAGUUUGACAGAAGCUGUGGGUAUUAACAUGUGUACGUAUGUUUGCAAUAUUCAAAAUGAAAACUAUCACUUUUGGAUGUCUGUCAAGCCAAAAAUAUUAUUGAGGAAUUAGGACACAUAUUCCUUGUUAUAGUUUUUUCUGUAAUAUUUCCAUUUGUGAAUUAAACUACAGCAAUCAACUAAAAGAUAUUUACAAAUUAAUAGUAUGCAUGAGCAGUAACUACUGAAUAUUUCAUCCAUAUCUUCAUAUAUACAAAACGUUUCACUUGAUGUAUGUGUUGGAAAGCUAUGUAUAUUGUUCAUACUGCAGAAUUGCAUAAUCAUGUCAAUUUGUUCUCCUGUCCACAGUGUUGGAACACCUUAAUACACCUGAAAGAAUGGAUUCAUCUGUGCAUUUAAAAGAUUAAUGUAAUUAUUCCAUACUGUGGAUUAUAAUGUUUUUUAAAGAUUCUUUGUGUACAUUCUCAAAAUCCAUGCGUUAUUGUUGCACCUAUUUUGAUUCACUUAUAUAAAUACCACAGUAUGGAUUAAAUAGAAAUUACUAAGCAA